This is a messenger RNA of Dalotia coriaria, 1577 nucleotides long. RefSeq lists its product as uncharacterized. The record is from RefSeq and is a predicted model, not a curated record. NCBI's taxonomy places the organism in Eukaryota, Metazoa, Arthropoda, Insecta, Coleoptera, Staphylinidae.
UGGGUGUUAAUAAGGAUAAACUACUGGAUAUUUUUGCUAGCAGCGGCGUGACGAGCGCGCCCAGUAUGGCUAGCAAAGAUCUUUAGGCGGCAAGUACCAGCAUUCACUACCAACGACCAAACUCUUCGACACCACCAUGGAGGCAAAGAUUCGCAGUUCAAUGAACAGCGUUUCCAUUCCGAACAGUUUGAGCAUAAGCGCUUCAAACACAAUUCCUAGCACCAAACAUCAGGACCAACCGCUUGCAACAACCGAGGAGGAAAAGAAACCCAAGGAUGACGCGUUAGGCAAAUCGUUUCCCAUAUCAGCCAGCGGCGCGCCAUCAUCUAAGCAGUUUGCUUCCGCAAGCACCGAGCCGCUUGGCCUUGCAGGACGCAGCAUUGAUCUAACUUCAAAAUUUGUCGCUCCGGCUCCGAAACUAGACGAAAAGAAAGUCGAGAAUAAAAGCAAGGAAAAGAUGCUGGAUUUUGCCAUGGCGGCAUCCAUCAGCUCACCAGGAACGGCUGGUGGUAGUGAGAAGAAACUUCCGCUACCAUUCCCGCCAUCACCAUCCGUCAGCGUGCACAUCGUGAAGUCUCCAGCGCCCAGUCCGCACAUCGCUCCUAGCCCGCACUCAGCGACAUCGCCUGGGAUCACCGACGACGAACUCAUGGACGAAGCACUAAUCGGUCUGGGCAAAUAGUGCAGGCUUAUGUACAUACGAGGGUGGAGAUGUUUUAUUACUUAGUUUAUGGUGUGUAGGUAGGAAUGGACGAAAACGUUUGAUUUGUUUGGCAGUGUGAGGAUAGAAUCAAAAGCGGUCGCGUUUGGAUUCCGAUCGAACUCAUAUAGUCAUAGGCUGUGCCUUAUCGAUGGCGUGGUCGGCAUUAGCGUUACGUUCUACGUUCAGCGCUUUCUUUUCUUGUUAUGCUCCUUACAGUCAUCUUUGACAAUCAACGCUCUGUUGUGUUGUGAAAAUCCGUUUUCCUUUUCGAUUGCGCAAUCUGAUUAUGUAAUUUUACUAAUCGCAUAGUACAAAUGUUUCAUUUUCUUUCGACGAUACAUUUAUUGUAAUUAUAUGGUAAUACUGAUAAUUAUUAGAGAGAAAGAUUCAUUCGGCAAUGCGAACACAUGCGAGCGGCGCACGUUGACAAAAAGAAUUAAAUUGUUAAGCCGCGGUGCAUUCGUAAUUACUAAGUAAUGAAUUAAGCGUAAGAGAUGACUAUUAAAUUAAGUGGCUAGAAGUGCUGAAUACACGUAUUCAAUAUUGAAAACUUGUUAAUUCAUUCACUGCAUUUUUAAUGUAAAUAUACUUAAGUACAUCCUACUUUAGUACAAUUUCUGCGUAUUAUUACAUUCAAUCGAGUGAGUUGAUUUAUUUAAAUUAUAUUUAAUUGUUAUCUUACGUACAGUUUUCGCGUCCUGUGUAGCAAUUCGUUCACUUUCGCUUGUAUCCUUCUCGAAUUUGCCCAUGUAUAAUUAAUUGAAUGAUUCGACAAUUUUGAGAAAUUGUUAUUUAUAAAACCGGUCGAUAUCUAUCGAGAAACGAGAGCAGCAGAGAAAUGUAAUGAUAUUGAAAUAAAGAAAAGUUAAUCCGA